AUGCACGACAGCGAGAAGGCCUCGCCGCCCUCUCCCCAGAUGUCCACCCCAGCCUCCGUCAAAGACGCCAACCCCAACGUCAACGUCAACGCCCAGCCCAUCAAGCCCGCCAUGCUCAACAGCGACAGCGAGAAGGGCUUGCCGUCCUCUACCCAGGUCUUGGCCACUGCCCCGGCCCCCAUUAACGCUGACGCUGAGCGCCGCCUGGUCCGCAAGAUCGACCUCCACGUCUAUCCCAUCCUCUUCCUUGUGUACGCCUUGUCCUUCCUUGACCGCAUCAACAUCAGCAAUGCCCGCAUCCAGGGUCUUACCGAGGACCUCGACCUGUACGGCAACCGGUUCAACAUUGCCCUCUUCGUCUACUUCAUCCCUUAUGUCUUGUUGGAGGUGCCGUCCAACAUGAUCAUCAAGAAGAUGAGACCCUCUUACUACUUGGCAUCUCUGAUGGCUGCAUGGGGUAUCGUCAACAUGUGCAUGGGCUUCGUCAAAAGCUACGAAGGGCUCGUCGUCCUCCGUUUCUUCCUUGGCGUCUUGGAGGCUGGCGUCAUGCCCGGAAUCAUAUACCUGACAUCCAUGUACUACAAGCGGCACGAGUUCCAGAAGCGCAUGAGUUUCUACUUCUGCUCCGUGCUGGCUGCCGGUGCGUUUGGAGGUCUUCUGGCGUACGGCAUCUCGCACUUGGACGGCCACCGUGGCCUCCGCGCCUGGCGCUGGAUCUUCAUCAUCGAGGGAGCUGCUACCGCCUUCAUCUCCAUUGUCUCCGUGUUCCUCAUCGUCGACUGGCCCGACCAGUGCCGCUUCCUCAACACUGAGGAAAAGCAACUGCUGCGACUCCGCCUCGCUGAUGACGGUACCGAGUUGGCUCGCAUGGACACCCUGAACCGAUACGCAUACAAGCUCAUCUUCUCCGAUUGGAAGAUCUGGCUCGGUUCUCUGGUCUACAUGGGCAUUGGCAUCACGGGCUACUCCACAGUCUACUUCAUGCCGACCAUCCUCCUCGAGUUCGGCUGGACCGCUGAAGCCGCCCAGCUCCAUACCGUCCCCGUCUAUGUCGUGACUGCUGUCGGCAUGCUCGGCGCCGCCUACUUGUCCGACAGAUUUAAACACCGAUACGGAUUCAUCAUGCUGGGAGCAGCCAUCGCCACCAUUGGCUACGCCAUGCUUCUCAACCAGGCCAACCUCAGCCGUGAUGCCAAGUACACGGCCAUAUUCCUUGCCUCCAUUGGUGGAUAUAUGGGUACGCCCAUUGCCCUCGCUUGGUUGACCAACAAUAUUUCCGGACACUGGAAGCGCGCAUUCGGCUCGGGUAUCCAGAUUACCAUCGGAAACUGCGCAGGUAUUAUCGCCGCCAACAUCUUCGUCACUCAGGAGUCACCACGUUAUCCGACUGGCUAUGGAACUGCACUCGGUUUGACGUGGCUCGGCGCCCUCGCUGCGACGUUGCUCGUCGUAUACCUGGCCCUCGAGAACAGGAAGCGCGCCGCAGGCGAGGGAGAUGGCAGACUGAGCCAGCCCAAGGAGGAGUUGGACAAUAUGGGAGACUAUCACCCAUCGUUCCAAUUCACCCUGUGA
Anthostomella pinea is the source of this 1572-nucleotide messenger RNA. NCBI's taxonomy places the organism in Eukaryota, Fungi, Ascomycota, Sordariomycetes, Xylariales, Xylariaceae. The record is from the annotation of a GenBank genome assembly.